Dichotomopilus funicola is the source of this 1074-nucleotide messenger RNA. RefSeq names its product cyclin-like protein. The coding region runs from base 1 to 1074 and encodes 357 amino acids. Gene Ontology annotation, molecular function: RNA polymerase II general transcription initiation factor activity; TBP-class protein binding. Gene Ontology annotation, biological process: transcription preinitiation complex assembly; transcription initiation at RNA polymerase II promoter. The transcript has a single exon. The record is from RefSeq and is a predicted model, not a curated record. Gene Ontology annotation, cellular component: nucleus; transcription preinitiation complex. NCBI's taxonomy places the organism in Eukaryota, Fungi, Ascomycota, Sordariomycetes, Sordariales, Chaetomiaceae.
AUGGCUAGCUCGACUGUCACUUUCGAGAACGGCGGCGCCCAUGUGGCCAAGGACGCUGAAUUCCGUGAGGAUCUCAACCGCAUUCUCAUCUGCCCGGAAUGCAAGGAAGACCCCCCAAACCUUGUCGAGGAAUACUCGUCGGGCGACAUGGUGUGCGCCACUUGCGGCCUCGUCCUUGAUCGCAUCAUCGAUACCCGGUCCGAAUGGCGUACGUUCUCUGGAGACGACAACGGGAACGACGAUCCAUCCCGUGUCGGUGACGCGCCCAACCUGAUGAUCGACGGCGACCAACUUCAGACCGCUAUCGCCUUCGACGGCAAGGGAGCGAAGAAUCUUGCCCACCUUCAGAACAAGAUCAACCAGGAUAAGGGCACCAAGGCGCUGCUCCAGGCGUACCGGGACAUUCAGGCUCUGACCGACAGUAUCAAUGCCGGAACUCAGGUUGCCAACACCGCCAAGCACAUCUUCAAGAUGGUCGACGACAACAAGGCACUCAAGGGCAAAUCUCAGGAGGCAAUUGUUGCGGGUUGCAUCUUCAUCGCCUGUCGCCAAACCGAUGUCCCUCGGACUUUCCGUGAGGUGUAUGGCCUGACGAAGGUAUCCAAGAAGGAGAUUGGGCGCGUCUUCAAGCAGCUCGAGGCCUUCCUCCAAAAGAUGGGCGGCGAAGACAAGGUCGCGAAGGCCACCGGGCUGGGUCAGCAGUACCAGGCCAAAGGCUCCACGACCGCCGACGAACUCUGCAUCCGCUACUGCAGCAACCUCGGGUUCCGCAACCCCGUCCGCGUCGAAAGCGUCGCACGUCGUCUUGCGGCAAUCUCGAACGAGGUCUCCGAUCUGGCCGGCCGCUCUCCUCUCUCGGUGGCCGCUGCCUGCAUCUACAUGGCUUCCCACCUGGCCGGCGAGCCAAAGGCCACCAAGUCGAUCUCCGUCGUCUCUAGCGUCAGCGAUGGAACGGUUAAGACCGCCUACCGCUACCUCUACGCUGCCAAGGACGUCAUCCUCACCAAGGAACACUUUCCUGAGGAGAUCUAUGGCGAUAUCCUAUCCCAUGUGGAUAAGGUCCCGGCGAACUAG